This is a messenger RNA of Fonticula alba, 1090 nucleotides long. RefSeq lists its product as hypothetical. Gene Ontology annotation, biological process: chromosome segregation. NCBI's taxonomy places the organism in Eukaryota, Rotosphaerida, Fonticulaceae. The record is from RefSeq and is a predicted model, not a curated record. The transcript is spliced from 5 exons. Gene Ontology annotation, cellular component: Ndc80 complex. The annotation marks the transcript as partial.
AUGGCAUCCAGCCUGAAAAGGAGACUCAGCAUUUCGGAAGGUCCAUCCGGCGUGGCCGGCGACAUGCUCGGCCCAGGUGAACUUCACCGGCGUGAAUCUCUCGGGUCACCCAAACGCCUGCGGUUGUCCUUUUCCCAGCAGCAGCGCGAGCAGGAGCAGCAGGAGCAGCAGCAGCAGCGCCCCAUGGACUUCGAUGGCGAGCGCAGCUCGUCUUUUCUUCGGAGCAGCCAGCCGCCCCAGCCCUCGGCCGGAGGCUCCUCGCUAGCCAAGUCCACUGAUGCCUCCCAAGCCAGCGCCAGCGCCAGCGCCAGCGCCGAGGACAACCUCGUGGACUCGCUCUCGCAGGAAUCCGACCAGCUCAUCCAGGAGAUCCGGUCGGUCCUGGCCGGUAUCCAGGCAUCCUUCGACCACUGGGUGAUGGACGUGGUAAAUGGCGAUGCGGCGGCCGAAGCCCGGCAUCUGGAUAUUGUAUCGGCUCGACACGCCGAGAUCGAGUCGAUUGGCAGCCUCUCCGAGCAGCAAAGCCAGCAACUUGAGGUGUACAACCGAGCCAUCCACCAGACCGAGGGCCUGGGCGAGCGACUAGCCGAGCUGGAGGCUUCGCGCGCAGCCACCACCGAGCGCCUUGGGCGACUUGAAGCCCAGGUGCAGGAGCUCCAACGCGCCAUCGCCCAGGAAGAGCAGGAUCUUGAGGCCAUUCGGGCAGCCCAGCGCCGGAAAGAAGCCCGUGCCGGGGCGCUACUCGACCGGUUUUCUCAGUUUCUCGGGCUGCGCAUCCACAAAAGCCGAUCGACCUUCUCCUUCAUAUUCUCCAACAUCGAUGAGCUGGAUCCCAAUCGGGAGUUUGUUGUGACACUCGCCCUGAACAAGGGCAACUCACUCAAUGGUGCGCCCGGUCGCCUCAUCUCCCCGCAUAUGCCCCCCCGCCCCCCUCCCGUACCCCGGCUGUGCCUGCUCGGUCCUGGAGUGCACGCCCCGGCUGCCGGGGCUCGAGCCCAUCAUGGCCCAGCUCCGCAAGGACCGGUCGCUGCAUGCAUUCCUCCUGCGUGUGCGGCGGGAGUUCCGCGGGUUGGCGGGGCCACGUGCAUGA